Sinocyclocheilus anshuiensis is the source of this 1479-nucleotide messenger RNA. Its product is annotated as acetylcholine receptor subunit beta-like. The record is from RefSeq and is a predicted model, not a curated record. The coding region runs from base 1 to 1479 and encodes 492 amino acids. Gene Ontology annotation, molecular function: transmembrane signaling receptor activity; acetylcholine-gated monoatomic cation-selective channel activity. Gene Ontology annotation, biological process: monoatomic ion transmembrane transport. The transcript has 11 exons. Lineage: Eukaryota; Metazoa; Chordata; Actinopteri; Cypriniformes; Cyprinidae. Gene Ontology annotation, cellular component: postsynaptic membrane.
AUGAAGGCCCAGGUCUGGUUUAUUGUCACCUGCUGCCUCUGUGGCCUGAGCGCAAUGGCAGGUGCAUCAGAAGCAGAAGAUCGUCUGAUGAAGAAACUGUUUUCUUCAUACUAUGUUAAAGUGCGUCCUGCAAGGAGCCCAGAGGAAAGGGUCGUCGUGAGGAUAGGCAUGACCCUCUCAUCAUUUGUCAGCCUGAACAUGAAAGAUGAGGAGAUGAACACUAUUGUUAUUAUGAACUUGGAGUGGAACGAUUAUCGCCUCUCCUGGAACCCGAAAGAUUAUGGGGGAAUUGAUGUGUUGCGUAUCCCGUCUGGAAAAGUGUGGCUUCCUGAUAUUGUUCUCAUCAAUAACAAUGAUGGCGUGUUUGGUGUAGCUCUACAGGUCCAUGUGCAGGCCUACAGUAACGGCCGUGUAACGUGGACGCCACCAGCACUUUACAAGAGUUCCUGCGGGGUGAAGGUGACAUACUUUCCUUUCGACUGGCAAAAUUGCACCAUGGUUUUCCGCUCGUAUACGUAUGAUUCCUCAGAAGUGGAUCUGCAGCAUGGCCUUGAUAAAAGAGGAAAUGAAAUCCGAGAGAUAGUCUACGACACAGGCUUUAGUGAGAGUGGAGAAUGGCAUAUUCGUCACAAGGAUUCUAGGAAGAAUGUGCGAGAGGACCUGUGUGAGGACAUCACCUUCUACCUGAUCAUCGAGAGGAAGCCCAUGUAUUACGUGUUUAACAUCAUCCUGCCCUGUAUCCUCAUCACCAUCAUUGCCAUUUUUAACUUCUACUUGCCACCUGAUGCAGGGGAGAAGAUGGGUCUUUCCAUCAACGUACUGCUGACUUUAACUGUCUUCCUGCUUCUGCUUGCCAACAAAGUCCCAGAAACAUCUCUGGGUGUUCCCAUUAUUGUCAACUACUUGAUGUUCACCAUGAUCCUGGUCACCUUUUCUGUCAUCCUCAGUGUUGUGGUGCUCAACCUUCACCAUCGCUCCCCCAACACACACCAAAUGCCCCUCUGGGUGCGCAAGAUCUUCAUCCACAUGUUGCCUCCAUACCUGGGGAUGCUGCGACCGAAACAGGAGACCCCUCUUUUUCUUGAGAAACCUGCCAAAAAGGAGAACACCCAAGCCAUCAGCAGAGUGGCCGAUGAGUACUUCAUCCGCAAGCCCAACAACACCAACUUCCUCUUCCCCAAACACCACAGGUAUCAGCCUAAUGGUCCGUGCACAGACCUGAGGAAGUUCAUUGACGGCCCCAGUCAUUACCUCACCCUUCCUCCAGAUCUCAAGGCAGCUGUGGAGGCCAUCACUUACAUCGCAGAGCAGCUGCAGGCAGAAAAAGAUUACGAGGCUUUAAAGGAGGACUGGCAGUAUGUUGCAAUGGUGGUUGAUCGACUCUUCCUCUGGAUCUUUGUGAUUUUUACCUCCCUUGGGACACUGGGCAUUUUUGCUGAUGCCAGCUUCAAUGCCACACCUACUGACCCCUUUCCCUAA